Molecule: messenger RNA, 1334 nt
Organism: Nicotiana tabacum (common tobacco)
Lineage: Eukaryota; Viridiplantae; Streptophyta; Magnoliopsida; Solanales; Solanaceae
Product: NADPH HC-toxin reductase 1
Molecular function (GO): oxidoreductase activity, acting on the CH-OH group of donors, NAD or NADP as acceptor
Source: RefSeq, a predicted model, not a curated record
AUCAUUUAGAUUUCCCAUAUGAAUAGAAUAUAAAUAGAAAUAUCUGAGGAAGAGAUAAAGCAAAUAAGAGGUCCAGCAAAAAUGGAGAAGAAAAGCAACUGUAAGGUCUGUGUUACAGGAGGUGCAGGUUACAUAGGUUCUUCUCUUGUAAACAAACUUUUGGACAGAGGCUACACUGUUCACGCUACCCUCAGGAACUUAGAGGAUGAAUCAAAGGUGGGGCUGUUGAAGAGCUUUCUUGGUGCAGAUAAAAGACUCAAAUUAUUUCAAGCUGAUAUUUACAAACCAGAAGAGUUUGAGCUGGCAAUUCAAGGCUGUGAAUUCGUUUUCCAUGUUGCUACCCCUUUGUUGCAUUCCGAAGGAUUUCAAUACAAAAAUAGAACUGAGGCUACACUUGCUGCAGUGAAGAAAAUUGGAAUGACUUGCCUUAAAUCUGGGACAGUAAAAAAGCUUAUAUAUACUGCAUCUGUGGUUGCUGCUUCUCCAUUGAAGGAUGAUGGGACUAAUUUCAAGGAUUUGAUGGAUGAAACGUGUUGGACACCUCUAAAUUUCUCAAAUCCUUAUGCCGAUCAGGGGCUUAAGGAUUAUGUAGAGUCAAAGAUGCUAGCCGAGAAAGAGAUGUUAAACUGUGGGAAGGAGGGUAUGGAGGUGGUGACAUUAUGCUGCGGUCUUGUGGGUGGAGAAACAUACUUACCUUAUACCCCAACAAGUACUGCCUUAUUCUUGUCACUGUUGACACAAGAGAAAAGUCUCUAUAAUUCACUCAAGUUUUUAGAAGAGCUCAUAGGAAAAGUGCCAAUUGUGCAUAUUGAAGAUGUAUGUGAAGCUCAUUUGUUCUCCAUGAAAGCUGCAGUCAAUGGCCGUUUCUUGUGCGCUAGCUCCUUUGUUUCUUCUGCAGAGAUUGGCUGUUAUUACCAACAGAAUUAUCCAGAGUUUAAUGUCAACCAAGAGUACUUGAAUGACCCCAAUAGAGAAAUCAAAUGGGGAUCGAAAAAGCUUGUUGACAGCGGUUUCGUGUACAAGUAUGGGAUGAAGGAGAUAUUGGAUGAUAGUGUUAGUAGUGCCAGGAAGAAUGACUCCUUUCAGCAAUAAUGAAGCACCUCAUAUAUCAAGAGGCGGAUCCAGAAUUUACAAUUUAUAGGUUCCUAUAAAAAUCUCAAAUUUAUAUACAAUAACAACUAUGUUCACAAUUUCAUUUUUAUAGACAUUUAAUGAAUUUCUUCAUAUAUAUACAAGAUAUGAACAAAAGCUACUCUGUUCCAGUGAACCUGUAUGUAAUGUUUUGGAUCCGCCCCUGCAUUCGUGUCAAGUUUCUAAAGCGAGUUUUCAAAUAA